Molecule: messenger RNA, 972 nt
Organism: Penicillium alfredii
Lineage: Eukaryota; Fungi; Ascomycota; Eurotiomycetes; Eurotiales; Aspergillaceae
Product: SAGA-associated factor 29 family protein
Exons: 3
Coding region: 1-972 (323 amino acids)
Cellular component (GO): SAGA complex
Source: RefSeq, a predicted model, not a curated record
AUGUCCCGCAACCGCCCUCGACCCCGAGACAAUGGAUUUGGCAACAACGAGGAGAUGGAGCUGUGGACCAAGAUAUGCCAGGAUCUCCGCAAAUCCAAGGAGAAAUUUGACCAGCAAGCGUCUUUAUCGGUGCAAAUUAAGACCCUAGUCGACAAAAUCUCCCACGAUGGGAAUAGGCCCAAUAUGACUGAACACGACCAGCUCGACAACUGGUUGCGACAAAGCCAGAAACUCAGCGAGGAGGAACGAUCAAUUAUGCAGGACGAGCCCUGUGAUGUGAUUAAGAACUUGGAACUACUUACAGCACUACGCAAAGCAUCUGAGGCGGAGGCGCCGCCGAAUCGUUCUACAUCACUCUCCAAGUCUCGCAAGAAACGAACCGACAUGGAGGGCUCGGCUACCGACUCCCCGGGGCCCUCGGGUGUUGAUAAGGCCGGGCGCGGCAAGGGUGGGGUUCCGCGUAGCACAAGCGUGUCGAGCACGCAGGCCCGCGAAGGUCGUGGCGACGGGGUUUCCGUGAAGGUUGAAGAAGGGACCGAGGGCACCAAAGGGACUGUCGCCGAGCGCAGCGGCCUGCUGGUGGUCGGAGCCCAGGUUGUGUUCAAGCACAAUAAGAACAAGCAGGGGGUCGAGGGCGAGGGCAUUCAAUGCAUUAUCAAGGGCAUUUCUGGUGACGGACAGAAAAAACGUUACGAUGUGCAGGAUCCCGAGCCCAACGAGAAUGGCGAGCAGGGUGCGGUCUACAAGACUACUGCCGUCUCUCUGAUUCCGAUUCCCCAGAUGGGCGCUUCCUUGUCUGCAUUCCCCGUUGGCAAGCAAGUUCUCGCUCGAUACCCCGACACCACCACAUUCUACCGUGCGGAGGUCAUGGGGUCUAAAAAGGAUGUCUACCGUUUGAAAUUCGAAGGUGAGGAGGACGACAAGGAGAUGGAAGUUGACCGACGCUUUGUCCUGGACAUUCCAGGAAAGUAG